AUGGCUGCAGAAGCCAAACCUCAAAUCCUCUACUUCCCUCUCUUCUUCCUCCUCCUCUCCUUCCAAGCUGCAUCCGUCGCCGGAGGAACAUGGGAGCUUCUCUUAAACGACGUCGGAAUCUCAGCAAUGCACUCACAGCUCCUCAUCAACGACCGUGUCAUAAUGUACGACCGUUCCAACUUCGGCCCUUCAAAAAUCUCUCUCCCAAACGGAGCCUGCCGCGACAGCCCAAACGACGUCGUUUCGAGACGCGACUGCACCGCCCACUCCAUAGAAUACGACGUCGCUUCGAACAGCAUCCGUCCUUUAACCAUCCUAUCCAACACAUGGUGCUCCUCGGGAGGAGUCACUCCUGACGGAGCACUCCUCCAGACAGGAGGAGACAAAGAAGGAGAACGCAAAGCAAGAAUGUUCUAUCCUUGUCACGACGAUUACGAUGAGUCUUGUGAUUGGUCGGAAGUUGAUAACGCACUUAACGUACGAAGAUGGUACGCUACGAACCAUGUUCUUCCGGAUGGUCGUCAGAUCAUAGUAGGUGGUCGAAACCAGUUCAACUUCGAGUUCUUCCCCAAGACAAAAGCUCCGAGUCUCUACAACUUACAUUUCUUGUCCGAAACACACGAUGCUGGACAAGAAAACAAUCUCUACCUGUAG
This is a messenger RNA of Raphanus sativus (radish), 654 nucleotides long. RefSeq names its product aldehyde oxidase GLOX-like. The transcript has a single exon. Bases 1 to 654 code for a protein of 217 amino acids. The record is from RefSeq and is a predicted model, not a curated record. Lineage: Eukaryota; Viridiplantae; Streptophyta; Magnoliopsida; Brassicales; Brassicaceae.